Messenger RNA from Didymodactylos carnosus, 1968 nucleotides. The record is from the annotation of a GenBank genome assembly. NCBI's taxonomy places the organism in Eukaryota, Metazoa, Rotifera, Eurotatoria, Philodinida, Philodinidae.
AUGUUAUCGCAUUCUACAAAAUUUUACUCUUCAUUUAUCAAGCGUUUAUUAUCUCAGCUAUCUUCAACACCAAAAUAUUAUUUCUCAUUGACUUUUUUCGUUGAACGACGUACACUUACGAUGACGUCAACGAUGAUGCCAUCCAUUAAAACUUAUUCAUCAUUGACAAAUAAUAAUAUGAAGUACAAAUUAGAGAAAAGUUCAAUUUACACAUAUGCUAAAGCAACAUUCAGUUUUUAUAGAGACGAGUUAGCAUCAAAAGAAAGAUUAUUAUUUGAAGCUGCAUAUUAUAAUAAAUUAAAGACAUUAGAACGUUUACUAGAGUUCAAAUCAAUAGACAUAAAUAUUCGUCAUCCAUUCGGAUGGACACCUUUACAUGUUGCUGUUGUUAAUCAUAAUCAAGAAUCAGUCAAAUAUUUAUUAUCAAAAGGUGCUAACCCAAAUUUAGCCGAUGAAUAUACAAAUGUAAAUGAUAUGGCUAAAAAAUAUUUCUUUGAACUCAUAGAUAACGGUAGACGAAUUUCUCGUGAUGACGAAUUUUCUGAUCGUUUACCAACAUCAACAAUAUCAACAUUUAAAGGUUUUACAUGUUUACAUUAUGCUGUUCUAUUAGAUAAUUUAUCAAUUAUACAAAUAUUAAUUGAAUAUAAUGCUGAUCCACUGCUGGCAAACGAAGAAGGACAUUUGCCGUCAGUAUAUGUAGGAUCAUCAUCCAACAAAUGUAAAGAUUUGAUAUUAGAAUAUGAAAAAAAGGCGCAAAAACUUUCUGUUGAACGUAUGAAGUCUGAUCGUCGUAAGUUUCCAUUAGAAGUGCGUAUAAAAGAAAAUAUAAUUGGACAAAACGAUGCUAUAUCGACAGUUUGUGGUGCGCUAAGACGGAAGGAAAGUGGAUGGACAAAUAAUGAAUCACCAUUGGUUUUCUUAUUUCUUGGUUCAUCCGGAGUUGGUAAAACGGAAUUAGCAAAACAAAUUGCACGUUAUAUAAAUACCAAUGAUGCUAAUAAUAAAGAGAAAAAUAAAAUAAAUGAACAACAACAGAAAAAAAAAGAUUCUUUUAUACGUAUUGAUAUGUCUGAAUAUCAGGAUAAACAUGAAGUAUCAAAAUUGAUUGGAUCACCACCUGGCUACGUCGGAUACGGAGAUGGUGGACAAUUAACUGAGUCAUUAGCAAAAUGUCCAACAGCUGUCGUUCUGUUUGAUGAAAUUGACAAAGCACAUCCAGAGAUUUUGACAAUUAUGUUACAAUUAUUUGAUGAAGGCCGUCUGACAGAUGGUCAAGGUAAAACAGUUGAUGGUAAACAAGCAAUCUAUGUCCUAACAUCAAAUUUAGCAUCGGAUGAAAUUGCAGAAUAUGCACAAAAAGUCAGAAAAGCAGAAGAAAUAAAGCAGCGUUCAACAGGAGUCACAGCAGAAUCAAGCAAUGCUGUCAACACAGACAGUGAUCAACAGCGUCUUAUUAUCUCAAAACAAUUUAAAGAUGAUAUUGUUAAACCAAUUUUAAAGAAACAUUUUCGACGUAAUGAAUUCUUAGGACGUAUUAAUGAAAUGGUUUAUUUUUUACCAUUUUCAAAAUCAGAAAUCAAUCAGUUAUUAAUAAAAGAAUUAGAAUAUUGGAAACAACGUGCAAACGAUCAACACAGUAUUGAUAUUAUUUGGGAUCUUAAAGCAUUAAAUUAUUUAGCUAAAGCAUAUGAUCUUAAUUAUGGUGCACGUUCAAUCAAACAUGAAAUUGAACGUAGUGUUGUUAAUCAGUUAGCAUCUGCAUUUGAACAAUCUUUAAUUGUAUCUGGUAAUCAAAUUCUGUUAACAACUUCAACACAUCAACAGUCGAAUAUCAAAUUACAAAAAGUAGAACUAAUACCAAUAGAACAUCGAACUGAUAGUUCGAGUGGAGCCCUAAAAUAUAUUGAUAUAAAACUAGAUGAUCAUUUGAAGAGAGAGAAAAUCGCAAUUGCAGUUAGUCAAUGA